CGAUUCUGUCUGGAAGCUCCUUGCCUCUCCACCGAGAUGAGUUUGCCAUGAGGUCGAGAAACUGUUCACACUCAGGAAGAAGAUUGCCACUGGACACAAGGCGCCAAUAGUCACUGGUUAUUUUCAGCUGGUGCAUCAAAAAUCUGAUGACAUUUGUGCCGAUGAUCAGGUCAUCGCGUUGGCCAGGCACCACAAGGACAGGCACGAUGCAGCGCUCUCCAUACAGUUCCAUCUCCACUUCAUACAUGCACUUGGGUCUGCUCAGUGACCCACCACAGCCUACCAACACCAGUUGGUCAAUGGAAUGGGUUCUGGGAGUUCAUUCAACAUCUUUUGCUCUGCUUGCUCACUUAGUGUGCAGGCCAUGGAACCAGAGACAAGCAGCCCUGGGCCUGGAAAAUAUUGUUUAUGCUGACAGGGGUGUAAAAGAGUUCAUCAUAGGCUUCCACUCUCUGCAUGUUUUGCACUAUUACUUUAGCACCAGUGGGAGCUGCUGCACAUGCUCUUAUGUAAUGCUGCUCAACGCUGUUGAGGGUCUCUUACUUUGUGCCCACACAUCCCCUCUCUAAAUGCGGGCCAGCUAGUUUAAAGUCUGGGGGCUUUGGGGAGGGGAGGUACUGAUCCGACCUUGGCCAGGCUGCCGCCUAGGACAGUUCCUCUUGAUGUGAUUUGGCUCGAAACAUGCCAGACAUAGACGUUUCUGCCUGCAGUGUGUGAGAGUGGAGUGCUCCGAUGACUGGCAGACCCUGCAAGACAUAUCCUAUAUCUGAUCAGAGAAGGCAGGUUUUUGUGCAGAAUGGCUGUUCUGUGAUAGUGCGCGAUCAAAAAGACUUACUAACACUUUCAGACAAUCAUCAUUGCAAGUAGGUCUGGUCACAAUAAUGUCCUUCUGCACAGGUGACUCGUCAAGUGUAGGAGCCUGGGUGUGUACUGCUAUUGGUCUGGGGCACUUUGAUUUGGAAAGCACUUCUUUCAUUUCAAUUUGGUAGCGAUCAAUAUGCUCUUGAACCUCACUGGCUGCCCAUUUAUCUGGUGCUUUAAACUUAAAAAGAGCAGCAAGUGUGGGCUCUGGGCAGUAUCAAACAUCAUGUCUACUUCCUGACAAGGAUCUUCCAUGCGCCGUCCCAAUCUUUUCAAGCCCUCUUCUGCUGCAUCAACUGCCUUGUUCAGCCAAAGCCAGUACUCUACAGGGGACUCUCCUGUCACUGGAACUGUGCUGUAGAAAUCAGCCAUAGGCAUACAAGAAUAUGUCACUUCACUGAAAUGUUGUCGGAGGAUGUCAUAGAUGACUUUUGGAUUUUCUUGAGGCUUCAUGGAUGGGCUGCUACUCAAAGUUAUCCUCACAAUGUCUUUAGCCUUGCCCAUUAACUUAGACAUUAUCUCAGAAUGCUGUUCUCUCAGGGGUAUGCCACGUUUCCGGAAAUACACUUCCAUUAAAUCUUCCCAUUCACAGACUCUGUUCUUGUCAGAUCCAUCUCCCCUGAAGGCUGGAGGCUCUCUCACAUCUGACUGUAGGACUAGCUUUGCACCGGUCAAGUUGAGAAUGGCUGCAGAAGUGGACUUAUUCUCUUUCCUGAAAACGCGAAAUCUACCUGAUAGUGUCAUCAACCAACUAAAAGAUGAUAAGAUCGACAUCAACGUCAUAGGUGUUAUGACAGAUGAGGAGUUAGGACAGUAUAUCGUAAGAUAUGUUGACCGACUUGCACUCAGAGCAUUUUGUCGUCAAAGAACUGUAACAAAUGAAAAGUCAGGAGGAGUGGAGACAGUGAAGUCCGCUCUCAUGCAGAGAGUAAGAGACAGGCUCGGGGAACAACGGAAAACUCCUGCCGACAGACAAACAGUUGGCAACAUUGUUGGCAAUAAACAUGCAGCCAAAGCUACCCGGCGGAUUGAAAUGGGAUGGCUCCACUUUGAUAACGGCACUUAUCACCAGAUCAAAACAAGAAAUGGAGGUGGAACACGGCACCUGUCAGUGGAGAAAUCAAUAACUAUGGGUGAACUGCUGGAGACGGGCAAGGGCUUGUUUUUUCCAAAUGGAUAUUCAUCUAAAGGACCAGUGGAAGACUUCAAGUUUGAUAUUCGUGAUUUUAGUCACAAUGCAGUAUCCCCUGAAGUCACAGUGAGCCAGCUGUACGAGCAGACUAAGAUACGGAUGCUGCGCAUCUACACAACCUCCAAGGCUAAAGACGUAAUACUUCUCUCUGAUGCAUCAUCGGACUUCGAGCCCACAGAUGAGAGGCCAAUGAAGACUAGGACAAUGCAGAGACAAUCCUUGAGGAACAAAACCAGGAGAUGUCAUCACUGGAGGACUGGAACUGAUCAUCCAGAGAGCUCCACUGAUUUAGAUCCAGCACCCAGUGGCUCAAUGCAGGAAAACCAUGAAAAAAGAGGAGAACCAAUCAGUCAAUCAGGACCAGCAACUCCUGAGAUGAGCAACACAGAGGUCCUGCAUCCACCAUCUUCCGAUGAUGUUGGCAAUCAAACUCGGCAAUCAACAAGCAGGCAUGGAUCUGAAGACGAGUGUUUAAUGCCUGUGUCAAAUCAAGAUCCAGACCAGUUGUUAAGUGACGAGUUGGAUUCCCCUCUUGCCCUUGCCAUCCAAGCAUCUCUUGAGGACUUUGAAGUAAACUUUGGACCUGUUUGUGGUGAUGAUGGUGAUAAUCAAGACUCCACCAGUAUGCAGCACUCUACACUGAAUGAUGGACCUGUAUCAUCAAGCAGUCUUCCAGCAUCACCAGACCCAUUUGAAAAAGAACUCCUUGUGAAAUUAAGACGAGUAAACAUAGUUGAUGAUGUCCUUAAUAUCUUCAUGGAACCAAAAAUACUGAAUGCUAAUCUAAAAAUGGAGUUUACAAAUGAGAAAGCUGUGGACAGUGAUGGUGUGUCAAGAGAGGUAUACUCUGCGUUCUGGGAACAUUUCUUGGAACAGUGUGAGGGGGAAGAUGAACGAGUACCCAGACUACGACCAGACUAUUCUGAGAAGGCAUGGCAAGCUCUUGGAAGAAUGUGGCUGAAAGGAUACCUGGACCAAAAAAUCAUACCAAUCAGACUGUCACCAGCUUUUGUUCUUGCCUGUUGUCAAGGACUUGGUUCAGUGGAUGAAGAACUCUUGAUGAUGUCAUUUUCCAGAUUUCUUUCAGAGAAUGAGCGUGCAUCACUUGAAAAAGCACUACAGGGCAACAUUGAUGAAACUGUUGAAGAGGACUUACUCGACGUCUUCUCAAGAAUGGGCUCACACUGCCUGCCCUCUAAAGACAACGUACGGGCUGCCAUUUUAACAAUGGCACACAAAGCUCUUCUUCAAGAGCCAAAGUUCAUAAUUGACUGUUUCCACUCCAGUAUUCACAAUGCUGUGCCAACACUCAUAACCAAAGAAAGCAUAAUGGAGCUUUACGAAUCUAAGCGGCCAACUAACAAGAAAGUGGCCCAGAUGAUAAAGCCAUCAACUGAAAGCCUAAAUCCACAAGAGCAGACAGCUCUUAACCACCUGCUACGGUAUGUGAGAAGCAUCGACCAAAGAAAACUGGAGAUCUUCUUACGCUUCUGCACAGGGUCCACUGUGCUGUGCACAGACACAAUCGAAGUAACUUUUAAUAGAUUGUGUGGUUUAAGUCGCAGGCCUGUAGCACACACAUGUGGAGCAGUUCUUGAGUUACCAUGCACCUACAGCUCAUACCCUGAGUUUCGUCAAGAGUUUGACAAUGUCCUGUCUGGCGAUUGCUUUACAAUGGAUAUUGUGUAG
Dicentrarchus labrax (European seabass) is the source of this 3742-nucleotide messenger RNA. RefSeq lists its product as uncharacterized. The record is from RefSeq and is a predicted model, not a curated record. The transcript has 6 exons. Gene Ontology annotation, molecular function: ubiquitin-protein transferase activity. Lineage: Eukaryota; Metazoa; Chordata; Actinopteri; Moronidae. The coding region runs from base 1313 to 3742 and encodes 809 amino acids.